Molecule: messenger RNA, 1611 nt
Organism: Drosophila navojoa
Lineage: Eukaryota; Metazoa; Arthropoda; Insecta; Diptera; Drosophilidae
Product: putative inorganic phosphate cotransporter
Biological process (GO): monoatomic anion transport; transmembrane transport
Cellular component (GO): membrane
Molecular function (GO): transmembrane transporter activity
Source: RefSeq, a predicted model, not a curated record
CCACAGCUCGAGCCAUGAAUAGUCAGUGCCAGGCAGUCAAGGGUCCGCGCAUCGGUGUGCGGCAUUUGCAGUCGCUGCUGCUGUUCCUGGGCCUCACAGUCAUACACAUUGCCCGCUUGAAUGUCAGCGUCGCCAUCGUGGCCAUGACCAAUGCCGCAUCCACAAAUCCCAAUUUUCCGGAAUACGAUUGGACGGAGCGCCACAAGUCGUAUAUUCUGUCCAGUUUUUAUUGGGGCUACAUUUUGACGCUGUGCCCGGGCAGCUUCCUCAGCCGUCGCUUUGGACCGAAGAUCGUGUUCUUUGUGGCCGCCAUUGGCACGGCCGUGUUUAGCCUGAUUACGCCGUGGUGCAUCUCCUGGGGCGACUGGCAGGCCUUCUGCGCCCUGCGCAUACUGCAGGGCCUCUUCCAGGGCGUCAUCUUUCCCUGUGUCAACGAGCAUCUGGCCAUGUGGUCGCCGCCAGAGGAGCGCAAUCGCCUGGGCGCCUUCAGCUUUACGGGCUCCGACUGCGGCACUGUGCUGGCCAUGUUCAUCAGCGGCAUGAUCGCCAAUGGCGCCCUCGGCUGGCCGGGCAUCUCCUACGUCUCGGGCAUAUUGUGCAUUGCCUGGUGCAUACUCUGGCUCAUCUUUGCCGCCAACAAUGCCACCGAGUCGCGCUUCAUCAGCGAGGCCGAGUGCAAGUAUAUCGAGUCCUCGCUGCAGCACAACGAGCACUUCCACGAGCGCAGCAUACCCAUACCAUGGCGUGCCAUUUGCUGUUCGGUGCCAUUUAUGGCCCUGCUCGUCGCCCGCUGCUCGGAGACGUACGGGCUGAGCACGCUGCAGGCGGAGAUUCCGUCGUACAUGAACGGUGUCCUCGACAUGGAUAUACAGAGCAAUGCGGUCUUCUCCUCGCUGCCCUUCCUGGCCAUGUGGCUGCUCAGCUAUGUCUAUCUGAUCGUGGCGGACAUUGUGCUCAAGCGCAAGUGGCUGUCGCUCACCUCGGUGCGCAAACUCUUCAAUACGCUCUCCUUCUGGAUACCGGCCGUGGCCCUGAUUGUGAUUGGCUUCCUGGACGAGGAUCAUGCCAAUUGGGCCAUUGCCCUGAUGACGCUCAGCGUGGGCGUGAACAGCGGCUCCACCAUUGGCAGCUCCCUGAACACCAUCGAUCUGUCGCCGAAUCACGCCGGCAUCCUGAUGGGCCUCAGCAAUACGGUGGCCAAUGUGAUACCCAUUCUAACGCCACUGAUCGCAGGCGUCAUUGUGGUGGAUAAGCACGAUCGUGGCCAAUGGCAAAUUGUUUUCGGCAUUGCGGCCAUCAUCUUCUUUCUGGGCAAUUGCGUGUUUCUGAUUUGGGGCACGGCUGAGGCGCAGCCCUGGGAUGCCGACGACUUUCUGAGGCCCAAAGAUGCCGAGACAUGCCCGGAGAAGUCGCCACCAGUUGCUGAAAUCGCGCCAGCCAAGCCAUCCGCGCUGGAGCCGCGCAUGAGCUGGCCGGAUCGCCAUGCGGCAAAGAGCAGCGAUUGAUUUAAGGCGGACAAAGAAUUAGUUGUAUUUAUCAGUAUUAACAAAUAAGCAGGAUGUAAUUUAUUUUAUUUAUAAGGCCGUAAAUGUGAGCUUAGGUAAAAUUAUA